Messenger RNA from Scylla paramamosain (green mud crab), 6826 nucleotides. Its product is annotated as titin-like. Gene Ontology annotation, molecular function: GTP binding. The transcript has 15 exons. The coding region runs from base 184 to 5115 and encodes 1643 amino acids. The record is from RefSeq and is a predicted model, not a curated record. Lineage: Eukaryota; Metazoa; Arthropoda; Malacostraca; Decapoda; Portunidae.
GGCAUCUGUAGCUGGGUGGUUUUGGGUGGUUCGCAAGACCGGGCAGUGGUGGGUGAGUGUGUGGUGUGAGCACGGCCUUCCCUCCUGCUGCCUCCCUGCCUGCCUGCCUGCCUGCUUGUCUGUGGCUCCCUUCUUUUCAACUGUCAGGGUCCUCAGAAGGGGAGUGACCCGUGGGGUAGCACCAUGGCUCCGGGCGACGGCAGAGGCGGCGGCGGCGGCUUUCGAAAGAUGAUGCUGGGAGGAGUGCUUCUCUCCCUCUCCCUCCUGCUCCUCCACCUUUACCCUGUGCAAGGAGAGAACCCGUCCUACAGAGAAUGUCAGCCUCACAUCGACGCCACCAUCAGGAACCUGGCGGCCAAGGCGAUAGUGGCCGGGGAGACGCCCUCUGAGGACAUCAAACCUGAAGACUAUGCCAUAGACGAACCAGAGACGCCGGUAUCGGAAGAACCAGACGAACCAGAAGAGGUGGAGGAAGCAGAACCGGAACCUGCAGUGGAACCAGAGGCUGAAAAACCGGAAGAAGAACCGGAGGAAGAACCAGAAGAAGAACCGGAACCUGAAGCAGUAGAGGAAGAGGAGGAGGAGGAGGAGGAAGAGGAGGAAGAAGUAGUAGAACCAGUAGUAGAACCAGAAGAACCAGAGGAAGAGGAGGAAGCGGAACCAGAAGCACCUGCAGAACCGGAGGAAGAGGAGGAAGAGGAGGAGGAGGAGGAAGAGGAAGAAGCACCAGUAGAACCACCAGUUGAACCCGAACCAGUGAAGCCAGUCGAACCAGAGAAGCCAGCAAAGAAGGAACCGAAGAAGGCUUCCCCGAAACCCGCCGCGGAGGAGGAAGAGGUAAGGAAGAGCCACGAAGAGAAGGAGGAGGUGAAAGAGAAGGUAGAGGUGAAGGAGGUGAAAGAAUUAGGUAAGGAAGAGGAAGAAGAUGAUGAUGAGGAUGAUGAAGAGGAAGAAGAGAUAAAAGAAGCUGCGAAAGAGGAAGAGGAAGAAGAGGAGGACGAUGACGAAGAAGAGGAAGAAGAAGCAGAAGCUGUAGAAGAGGAAGAGGAAGACGAGGAAGAAGAAGAGGAAGAAGGAAAGGCAGCAGCAGAUGAUGAUGACAAGGAAGAAGAAGAAGAGGAAGAGGUAACCGAGGCCGCAAAAGAAGAGGAAGACGAAGACGAGGAGGAGGAGGAGGAGGAGGAAGAGGAAGAGGAAGAAGAAGCACCCGCACUCGCAGAAGACGACGAGGACGAAGACGAAGACGAGGAGGAGGAGGAAGAAGAGGAGGAGGAGGAAGUAACAAAGGCCACAGACGAGGACGACGAAGAGGAAGAAGAAGAGGAAGAAGAGGCUCCGGCUGUUGAAGAAGAGGACGAUGAAGACGAAGGCGAAGAAGAAGAAGAAGAAGAAGAAGACGAAGCACCGGCAGUCGCAGAAGAAGAAGAAGAAGACGAGGAGGACGAGGAGGAAGAUGAAGAAGAGGUAACAGAAGCCGCACAUGAGGACGAAGAAGACGAGGAAGAUGAAGAAGAAGAAGAAGAAGAAGAAGAGGAAGAAGAAGAAGAAGAAGAACCCCAGAAACCCGCAGCGAAAGAGGAGACGAAGCCCACGCCCAAGCCCACGGCCACGCCCACACCAGCGCCCGUACAGAACAUUGGCAUCUUCAACAAAUUCAUCAAGCUUAUCUUCGGCCUGCCAAAGGAGGAGCGCGACGCCAAGUGGUCCCAGCCAUGGCAGACACACCCGGAGCACCAGAAGAAACCCGCCGCGGUUGAGGAGGAGGAGGAGAAGAAGGUGUACGGGGCGAUGGGCGGACCUAUUGACAAGCUGGUGCGGCUGAUCUUCCCCGUGAAGGAGGUGAAGGAGAGGGAUCCUAAGUGGGCGCAGCCGUGGCAGACACACCCUGAGUUCGCAAACAAGAAGGAAGAACCGAAGGAGAAGAAGUCCGAGAAAGAGGAGAAGGUGGUGUACGGCGCAAUGGGCGGUCCUAUUGAUAAACUAGUAAGGCUGAUCUUCCCCGUGAAGGAGACGAAGGAGAGGGACCCCAAGUGGGCGCAGCCGUGGCAGACACACCCAGAAUUCGCCAACAAGAAAGAAGACCAGAAGGGGAAGCCAGUAGAGGAGGAGAAGAAGGUGUACGGGGCGAUGGGAGGACCUAUUGACAAGUUGGUGCGCCUGAUCUUCCCCGUGCAGGAGGUGAAGGAGAAAGACCCCAAGUGGGCGCAGCCGUGGCAGACACACCCUGAGUUCGCCAGCAAGAAGGAGGACCAGAAGGAGAAGAAGCCCGAAAAGGAAGAGAAGGUGGUGUACGGCGCAAUGGGCGGUCCUAUUGAUAAACUAGUAAGGCUGAUCUUCCCCGUGCAGGAGGCGAAGGAGAGGGACCCCAAGUGGGCGCAGCCGUGGCAGACACACCCAGAAUUCGCCAACAAGAAAGAAGACCAGAAGGGGAAGCCAGUAGAGGAGGAGAAGAAGGUGUACGGGGCGAUGGGAGGACCUAUUGACAAGCUGGUGCGCCUGAUCUUCCCCGUGCAGGAAGUGAAGGAGAAAGACCCCAAGUGGGCGCAGCCGUGGCAGACACACCCUGAGUUCGCCAGCAAGAAGGAGGAGGAGAAGAAGCCCAAGAAGGAUGAGAAGGUGGUGCACGGGGACACUGGCGGACCUCUGGACAAACUGGUGAAGCUUAUCUUUAACACCGUAAAGGAAGGCACCCCGCGUGACCCCAAGUGGGCCCAGCCUUGGCAGACACACAAGGAGCACCAGAAGCCCACACCACCACCCAAAGCCGAGCCUGCUGCCAAGCCUGCACCUAAGCCUGCUCCAGCACCUAAAGCCGAGCCGGAACCCAAGCCCAAACCUGCCGAGCCUGCCCCGGCACCCAAGGCCGAGCCAGAACCCAAGCCAAAGCCUGCACCUAAGCCAGUGAAGGAAGAACCUGCACCCAAGCCAGUGAAGAAGGAACCUGCUCCCAAGCCUGCACCUAAGCCAGUGAAGGAGGAACCCAAGCCUGCACCUAAGCCAGUGAAGGAGGAACCAGCACCUAAGCCCGCACCUAAGCCAGAGAAGGAAGAACCCAAGCCUGAACCCAAGCCUGCACCUAAGCCAGUGAAGGAGGAACCAGCACCUAAGCCCGCUCCUAAGCCAGUGAAGGAAGAACCAAAGCCUGAACCUAAACCUGUCAAGGAGGAGGCUGCCCCCAAGCCAGUUGAAGCCCCCAAGCCUGUUAAGCCUGAGGAACCCAAGCCUGUCAAGCCUACGUUUCCAGCUGAAGGUGACGAGGGACAGGAUGAAGAUGGUGGCGAUGGUGAUGACGAUGCAGGUGAUGAUGGAGAAGAGGAAAGCGUUGGUGAAGAUGACGGUGGUGACACAGAUGAUGAGGGUGACGAAAAUGAUGAGGGUGAUGAUGAUGAUGAUGAAGAGAAACAAGCGGAUGAGAAACAAGAGAAGAAGGGAAAGAAGAGACAAAAACGAGACGGGAAAGGCAAAAAGAAGAAGGGAAAGAAGAAAGGAAGAAAGGAAGACGAGGAAAAUGAGCGGAAACUUAUCAGAAAGGAGAAGAAGGGAAGAGGAGGAGGGAAAAGCGAGACUGGAGGUCCAGCUCCAGCUCCUGCCGCGCCCCCAGCUGCUAGCCCCCCACCACCUGAUGUCCCCAAAGCCGCCGGGAAGCAGGUACUGGAGCAGGAGGCACCGAAGGCCGCACCCGCUCCUGCGCCGCCUGCACCAAAGGAGGAAGAGCCGAUAAUUGUGAAGGCUUCUGGUCUGCGCUCACGUGACCGCCUGGAGGCUAUCCUUGGACUAGACGAGGUGUCCAAGGACGUGGCCUCUCGCGUCAACCCCAUCGCUGACGUGACCCUGAAGGAACUGAAGAAGGUCUAUGAAACGACCAUCGUGCCCCUGGAGACCCUGUAUAAGUACCAGGACAUCUCCAACAGACACGUAUCUGACGCAGAGCUCUUCGGCACGCCCCUCGUCCUGCUGCUGGGGCCUUACUCCACCGGCAAGUCCUCCUUCAUCAACUACCUUCUGGGAAUUGAGCACACCAGGCGAGCCCUCAAGACAGGCGCGCCCCCCAGCCAGGGUGUGUUCCGCGUGGUUCAGUAUGGGGAGAGGGAUGCGGACCUCGACGGUACAGCUCUGAGCGCCCAUUGGUCCUUCAAGUCCCUUCAGAAAUUUGGCCAAAACUUCGUGGACCAGAUGCAAGGAAGGAGUCUGCGUGAACCUCUGCUGAAGAAGGUGACCUUUGUGGAGGCGCCCGGAAUACUGGAGAUGCGGAGGCCCGGUGAGCGCAUCUACCCCCUGAAUGACGUGCUGCAGUGGUUCAUUGACCGCGCCGACCUCAUCUUGGUCAUGUUCGAUUACACCAAACUAGACGCCGGCUACGAGAUGGAGGCUGUGCUGGACCAACUGAAGGGACGCGAGGCUCAGACACGAAUCCUGCUAAACAAGGCUGACCAGAUACCUGCGGAGGAGCUCAUUAAGGUACAAGGCAGUCUCUUCUGGAACCUGAGUCCCCUCCUUGGUGUGUCCUCCCCUCCUACAGUGUACGCCGGUUCCUUCACUUCUCAACCCUACCGCUCCGGCUCCCCUGCUAAGCUGUUCCAGGCACAAGAGGAAGCUCUCCUCACCGACUUGGCCAACGCUGUCAACUCGAGAGUGGAGAACCGCAUUGCCAUCGCCCGCCGCCAUGCCGUACGUGUGAGGAACCACGCCCAGAUGGUGGACACCUACCUGACCACCUUCUUCAAGAACAAAGGCUUCCUCACCUCCAAACACAAGCUGGCCGAGGACAUCAUCGAGAACCCGCACUCCUACAACAUCUACGAGGGCAUGAGUCUCCUCACGAACAUCUCCCGAUACGACCUGCCCGACCCUGAGGUGUACCGGGACUUCUUCAGGGUACACAACCUGUACGACUUCCAGACGCUCAAGGCCACCUGCUCCUACUUCAAGGGUUGCCCGCUCACCAAGAUCGACGAAGCCAUCAGCAGUGACCUGCCGCAGCUGCUGGAGCGCUACCGCCGCCUGGUGGAGGUGGCCCUCACCGCCCCCGCUCCCAAGGCUGGCAAGGCCGCCCCCGUGCCAGCACCGCCUGUCCGGGGCAACGUGCCCGCCGCCGCUACGGCCCGCACCUCCUGAGCACCCACACUUCCCGGCGCCCAGGCGGCCCCGCCAGCCCGCGGGCCGGGGCGCCGCACCGCCACACCGCUGCCGUGUGAUACGACAAUGUUCAUGUGAGACGCGGCUCGUCCAGCAAGCACCGCCCGCAGCAGGCGGGAGUAAGGCGGAGCCGAAGGUCACGCCCCCGCCCUACCCCCGCACCGUGCCCCGCCCGGCACACCCUACUGGAGACUGGCGCCAGCCUGACGUCACGGAGAGGACGACUCCCCUCCGAGCGGCGCCCGGCUGAGCCCCGUCCCCGCCCCCACCGCCUCCCGCACCCUGGCGCCGCCGUGACCUGCAGGUGGGGCGCGGGGCAGAUGAGCAGGGCCCUGAAGCGGCCUGCCGCCCACACGCCACAUGGAGACCCGAGACUCUCGCUACGCCGCACGCAGCACGCCUGCCGCUCAGGAAAGUAGCGACCCGAGCAUUCCAGUCCCGCAGAUGCCGCCGCCCCCGCGUCUGUGUCGGACGCGGCACCGCACGCCUCGAGGCUCCCCGCGCAUCAGCCGGGGAGCGGCGGCCGCGCCCCGCUGGAGGGCGUGCCCCUAGACGUAAGCAUUGUGUUAAGAGGGAUGAGUUACUCUAGUCAUUAUCAGCAGAGCCGCGACGCCCUGAGCCUCGCCCCGCUCUGCGCCACUCUCUCACUGGAGCCGCGUCGGGCCGCCGCUGCUACCGACAAGGGCGCGGCGGCGGACCCGACACCGCCCCGCUGCCCACUGGGCGAUGCGGGUGUGGAUGCUCCGCGACACACGAUACUCAGAUUUCGACCCCGCAGUGGACGGGGCGGCAGCGGCCAACCCCAUCCCCCCGCGGCCCCCGCUGCCCCGCCCGCCCCGCUGACUGACUUGUUACUAAUUGUUACUAUUACUAUUACUAGGUAGUUGUGAAAACUUGUUUUUUGUGUGUGUGUUUAGCUCAGAAAGUGAGGGGCGCCGUGCCGCCAUACCCUCACGCCCGGCACUGUGCCCACACGCCGCAGCACUAUAUAUAGCAGCAGCAGAAGCAGAAGCAGCAGUAGCAGCAGCAGUAGAUCCCCGCCUCGCCCGUGGCCCGUCCCUCGUGUCAGUAGUGUAGCCCAGACGAGGCCACCGCGGCUUGCCUCUUGCACAAGGAUAUAUUGUUUUCCCCGCAGCCACGCGCCGGGGCCCGCCUUCCCGCCCCGCGGCGCGCCCCUCCCAGUAGUCUGCACCUGUACUUAGCUUGUUGAAAGCGGCGUGAGGGACCCGUGGACGCCCCAGAGGUCCAACACAAUCUUGCUCUUCGCAGACUUGCAGCUCAACCCGACACUGCGUCACGUCUCUGUACAAACUGACACCACACACCACGCCAUGCCACACCACACCAUACCACACCCUUGUUGUGACUCACGCACGGCACACACACACACACACACACACACACACACACUAUACACGACACGCAAUCCCCUCCCCUUAAAAAAUUGUUGACCUGCCAAUCCCGUGCGCCAGGAAGGUCAGGUCAGGUUAGGUCAGCCGUCCUUUGACCUUGUGAUAUGUGUGCAUGUGUGUGUGUGUGUGUGUGUGUGUGUGUGUGUGUGUGUGUGUGUGUGUGUGUGUGUGUGUGUGUGUGUGUGUGUGUGUGUGUGUGUGUGUGUGUGUGUGUGUGUGUGUAGGCGCAAUAACACAAUAUUUGAGGGAGUGUUUAAAAAUAUAACAUAUACGAGGAA